AUGAAACGACGUUGUACGCAGAAAAACACCCUACUGCAGGUUAUCCAGGUGGAAAACGGGAAGUUCCUUUGCAAAGCCAGUGAAAACUGUAAUUAUAAGCAAGAUACGCUUAUGCCGGGGAAUUUUAAAAGGCAUAUUUUUAAAAUGCAGCAGGAUGUUUACGCGGCAAUGGAUUUACCUGCUCCGCCAACUGAGAAAGCAGCUGAACCGGCUAAGAAAAAAUCUAGAAAGCUACCUGUGGAAACGAACAGAGAAACCGUCCUUCUUGGCACUUUGCAGUUAGCUACUGUCAAUCACCUCCCACAUUCGUUCCCGGAAAUGAAAGGAUUCAAAACAUUGGUAGGUCCUCUCUAUGAUGCCACCGGAAUUACUGCUAAUAGUAAAACUGUGGCCGGUUUGGUGGACAACUCAGCAUGUAUAGCUCGGCAGCUCAUAUCAGCAGAAUUCAAACAACAACCGCUGAUAACAAUCGAAGUUGAUGGAGCAUCCAGAGGAAGCCCCCACUUCGUUGGAAUCAGUGCGCGAAUCAUUAUUGAUUAUAAAGUUGUAGUUCGUAAUCUCGCCAUCAAAGAGACUCAAGAAAGGCAAACGAAGGAAAACUUGAAGACGCUGAUAGAAAAUGUAUUGGGUGAUUUCGAAGUUAAACUGCAUCAGGUGUAUGCCGUCACUCACGACAACGGAGCAAAUAUGGUUGCCUCUGUUUCCGAGAUGAAGAAGUCACUCGAGAAAGCUAACAUCGAUCUAAAAUUUCUUACGGAUCAAAGUUUCGAAGACACCUGCGAUGAGGAUAUUGAUCGGCCUGAUACGGUAGAUGGUGCGGAUGAGCAAAUCGAGGCUGACGAUGCUGACUCCGAGGCAGAUGAUGAAGAUGAUGAUUUUAAUAAUGGCAAAGAUGGAAGAAAUGAAACAACGGAGACUCCACCGGUCUCCACAGAUCCCUUUGAUGCCUCGAUGCAGGACAUUUUGGGUAGCGUUCGAUGUGCAGCACAUACUGCACAGCUGGCAGUAUGGGACGUUAUCAAGCCGUAUGAAAAACGAAUCCGAAAAAUUCAAAAACUGGUUAUUAAAUUACGACAAACUGAAUACCACAAAUUCGUCAAGCAACAUGAUGCCCACCUUCCACCGAUCAGUAAUAAGACCCGAUGGAACAGCACCUAUCUGAUGUUGAAGUCUCUAUUGAAGCAAAAACAAUUCUUCAGCAUGCUUAAAAAGGCUUAUCCGGAAAUUGAUUUCUCACCACAUUGGAAAUUCAUUGAAAGAUUUUGCGAGGCAUUUGAAGCACCAUUUGUUCUCACCAUGCAACUUCAAAAGCGACACGUCGUAUUGAGCGAUUUCUAUGCAUACUGGCUAGUAUGUCAGGCGAAAUUGAUUAGGUUGAAAGAAAAUUGUUUAGCUCAACGACUACUGGAAGCAUGUCAACGGCGUUUACAGAAGCUCACUGAAUCAAAUCAGUUCAAGGCCUGCGCAUAUCUUGACCCUCGAUUCAAUUUCCUGGGAUCGAAAAGAAUUUCAUCGAAAAAUAAAGAGCUUGUUCAAGAGUUUCUUAUUAAACUGCAUGGUUGCGUUAACGGAAAAAUCGAUCAAACUGUUGAUGCUCCAAGUAUCCACACGGAUGAAGAUGAUCUGGAGACUAUUUUGGCAGGAUUUUUUGACAAGGAUUCACAAGGCAGCUCAUCGUUGACAAGUAACACUUCUUUUGCUCAAAAACUGAAGCAGCUUGAGACGAGGGAGAAGGUACCCAUCAUUGAAACGUCGCGCCCAGGUCCAUCUACCAGCUAUGAGAAACCAGUGCAUUUUGAUCUGCUAGCAUACUGGGAAGGUCAGAAGUUCACAAGCCCUGAACUUUGCAGAGUGGCUAUGAUUGUUUUAUCGGCUUCAGCUACGCAGGUUUCAGUCGAGCGUGGUUUUAGUGCGUUGAAGUUAAUGUUGAGUGAUCAAAGAAUGAAUCUGACGGCUGGUGCUAUCGAAAAUGCUUUGCUACUCAAACUUAAUCCAGACAUUCUUCCUCGAAUCGUGGCUUCGAUUGAUGGAGAUCAUAUCUAGUAGAUGAUCUGUUUUUGAAGAAAUAAAAUCAAAUUAAAUAAUCAUAUUUUGCACAAAAUAAUAUCUCGAUCUUUUUUAUUUUUACCGAUGUCACAAACAGACAGACGAAACAUUCCAGAAACUGGUACCAACCUUAUUCAUCCUUGAACUUGUGUAGCCAAAAUUUUGCAUAUUGUUCAUAGGUGUGGAUAUGAUUCGUGAGCAUAACGCAAAACUUGUUUUUUAAAGGACGUCGUAUAACGGUAAAAUGGCGACGUUACAUCUUCAUUUGAAUGUACUCUGAGAGACCACGAUUGCAUGGCUUUUAUGUUGUCUAGCCUCUAGGAAUCCAACGGCUGAUUGACAAUGGCACUCAAAAGUCGAUCAUAUGUGAAUUUGGCG
Messenger RNA from Ochlerotatus camptorhynchus, 2424 nucleotides. RefSeq lists its product as uncharacterized. Gene Ontology annotation, molecular function: protein dimerization activity. The transcript is spliced from 4 exons. NCBI's taxonomy places the organism in Eukaryota, Metazoa, Arthropoda, Insecta, Diptera, Culicidae. The coding region runs from base 1 to 2043 and encodes 680 amino acids. The record is from RefSeq and is a predicted model, not a curated record.